AAAAUUCUCUUUUGUGUCGUUUCAACUUCCUUCACAGGCUUGUGCUCUUUCUUUUUACACCAAUAUGGCUGAUCAGAACGAGAGGGCUUUCCAAAAACAAUUUGGAAUCAACCUAAACAGAAAACUGAAACCUGGCGUGACUAAGAAGAAGGUUCUUCGCCGCCACCGCGAUAUUGGCUUAGGUUUCAAAACUCCACGUGAAGCUAUUGAUGGUACCUACAUUGACAAAAAAUGCCCUUUCACCGGCAACGUGAGAAUUCGUGGCCGUAUCUUAACUGGUGCCGUACGCAAAUGCAAAAUGCAACGUACCAUUGUCAUCCGUCGUGACUAUUUGCAUUUUGUCCGCAAAUACAGUCGUUUUGAGAAACGUCAUCGCAACAUGAGUGUACACUGUUCACCAUGCUUCAGAGACGUCGAAAUUGGCGAUAUUGUCACAAUUGGUGAAUGCCGCCCGCUAUCUAAAACAGUGCGCUUCAAUGUGCUUAAAGUUAGCAAAGGCCAAGGCGCAAAGAAGAGUUUCAAAAAAUUCUAAAUGAAAUUCAUUUAUUAUCUUUAAAUAUAAUAAAAAAUUUUAAUAUAAUAA
Teleopsis dalmanni is the source of this 583-nucleotide messenger RNA. It is a transcript of the gene RpS11, whose product is annotated as 40S ribosomal protein S11. Gene Ontology annotation, molecular function: structural constituent of ribosome. Gene Ontology annotation, biological process: translation. The transcript has 4 exons. Gene Ontology annotation, cellular component: cytosolic small ribosomal subunit; ribosome. The coding region runs from base 65 to 532 and encodes 155 amino acids. The record is from RefSeq and is a predicted model, not a curated record. Lineage: Eukaryota; Metazoa; Arthropoda; Insecta; Diptera; Diopsidae.